Trematomus bernacchii (emerald rockcod) is the source of this 1446-nucleotide messenger RNA. Its product is annotated as desmoplakin-like. The record is from RefSeq and is a predicted model, not a curated record. Lineage: Eukaryota; Metazoa; Chordata; Actinopteri; Perciformes; Nototheniidae. The transcript is spliced from 22 exons. The coding region runs from base 1 to 1446 and encodes 481 amino acids.
AUGGUUUCCCUUGAAGAAGAACAUGAGCUCUCCACGAUACACGAAAACCUUGAAGAUGUCUCAGACAGGAAAGCUGCAUCCCGCCGCUCUGUUGAAGACUUCAAGGUGCCUGCUGCAGCGCCUGUUUCAGAGCAAAACUCCCUGACUGAAGAGCGAGACGAGUUGAAGAGAAUCAACCUUGAUCUGGAGGCCAGAGGCAAAAACCUGACUGAGGAGAGAGAUGACCUGAAGAGAGCUGUGAAGGACUAUGUUUCAGAGCAAAUCUCCCUGACUGAAGAGCGAGACAACUUGAAGAGAAUCAACCUUGAUCUGGAGGCCAUUGGCAAAAACCUGACUGAGGAGAGAGAUGACCUGAAGAGAGCUGUGAAGGACUAUGUUUCAGAGCAAAACUCCCUGACUGAAGAGCGAGACGAGUUGAAGAGAAUCAACCUUGAUCUGGAGGCCAGCGGCAAAAACCUGACUGAGGAGAGAGAUGACCUGAACAGAACUCUGGAAAACUAUGUUUCAGAGCAAAACUCCCUGACUGAAGAGCGAGACAAGUUGAAGAGAAUCAACCUUGAUCUGGAGGCCAUUGGCAAAAACCUGACUGAGGAGAGAGAUGACCUGAAGAGAACUGUGAAGGACUAUGUUUCAGAGCAAAACUCCCUGACUGAAGAGCGAGACGAGUUGAAGAGAAUCAACCUUGAUCUGGAGGCCAUUGGCAAAAACCUGACUGAGGAGAGAGAUGACCUGAAGAGAACUGUGAAGGACUAUGUUUCAGAGCAAAACUCCCUGACUGAAGAGCGAGACGAGUUGAAGAGAAUCAACCUUGAUCUGGAGGCCAUUGGCAAAAACCUGACUGAGGAGAGAGAUGACCUGAAGAGAACUGUGAAGGACUAUGUUUCAGAGCAAAACUCCCUGACUGAAGAGCGAGACGAGUUGAAGAGAAUCAACCUUGAUCUGGAGGCCAUUGGCAAAAACCUGACUGAGGAGAGAGAUGACCUGAAGAGAACUGUGAAGGACUAUGUUUCAGAGCAAAACUCCCUGACUGAAGAGCGAGACGAGUUGAAGAGAAUCAACCUUGAUCUGGAGGCCAUUGGCAAACACCUGACUGAGGAGAGAGAUGACCUGAAGAGAACUGUGAAGGACUAUGUUUCAGAGCAAAACUCCCUGACUGAAGAGCGAGACGAGUUGAAGAGAAUCAACCUUGAUCUGGAGGCCAUUGGCAAAAACCUGACUGAGGAGAGAGAUGACCUGAAGAGAACUGUGAAGGACUAUGUUUCAGAGCAAAACUCCCUGACUGAAGAGCGAGACGAGUUGAAGAGAAUCAACCUUGAUCUGGAGGCCAUUGGCAAAAACCUGACUGAGGAGAGAGAUGACCUGAAGAGAGCUGUGAAGGACUAUGUUUCAGAGCAAAACUCCCUGACUGAAGAACGAGACGAGUUGAAGAGAAUCAAACCUUGGUAA